AUGAGCGCAACCAACCAGCCUGGCUCCGAGGCCCAGGACGAUGAAGACGACUACAUGAACAUGACCUUUGAGGACACCCAGGCGCCCAAAGAAACUUCGCUGCAGCGCACGCAGCGCUUGAAGAAGGAGGCGCGUGCCCGGGGUGCCGUCAAGUCCAAGGCGCAGAUUGCCGAGGAGGAGGCGGCCGCACGCGAGAGGGCGCUGGCCACUUCGAUGCUGGACGACCCGCGCGCCAAAAAGAGCAAGGGCCUCGCCAUGAUGGCCAAGAUGGGCUUCACCGGCGGCGGCCUGGGCAAGAAGACGGACGACGGCACGCCCCAAGGCCGCACGGAGCCCAUCCACCUCAGCCUCAAAGACGACAGAGGCGGCAUCGGCAUGGAUUCGGAGAAGAAGCGCCGCUUCCGGGAGGCCGCCGAGGAGCAAGGCAUUGCACCGGAUGCCAAGGCGCCAAAGCUGGACCCGGACGAGUAUCGCGAGCGCGUCAGAAAGGAGCGCGAGGAUGCGAAGCUGGAGCAGCAGUUCUUCGCGGCGCAGCGCUUGGCUGAGCGCAUGGACGAUGAGCAGUCGGGCGAGGAUGCGGGCUCUAAAGCAGAUGCGGAUGAUGAUGGUUCCGGCUCGGAGGCUGAGCGGAAAAAACGGCCCAAAGCCUCACAUUCUUCCAAGCCGCUGAAAUCCGUGUCUAUACUGUACCGUGGGCUCGUGCGCCACCGCGAGGAAAAGGAGCGCGUCCGUCGGAUGCGCUACGACCUGGAGCAGUCGCUCUCCCGGCUACCUACUUAUGAAGAGGAGGAUGACGACCCAGACUACAAGACGGCUCUCGGGAAAGCUGGCACGGUGUACGCGACGGCCGAGGAUCUGGAUGAGGAAGACCCCGAGCAGGACGAGUUUGAUGCCCUGGAUGUGCGCGAGCGGCUGGAACGCCUGCUCAAGCAUCUCCGGGAGCAGCACAGAUAUUGCUUCUGGUGCAAGAUGGCAUACCCGGACGCGGAGAUGGAUGGGUGUCCGGGUCUAACAGAGGAGGAUCAUGAUUAA
Messenger RNA from Akanthomyces muscarius, 1032 nucleotides. RefSeq lists its product as uncharacterized. The record is from RefSeq and is a predicted model, not a curated record. The transcript has a single exon. NCBI's taxonomy places the organism in Eukaryota, Fungi, Ascomycota, Sordariomycetes, Hypocreales, Cordycipitaceae. Gene Ontology annotation, cellular component: kinetochore. Gene Ontology annotation, molecular function: nucleic acid binding. Bases 1 to 1032 code for a protein of 343 amino acids.